Klebsormidium nitens is the source of this 1739-nucleotide messenger RNA. Lineage: Eukaryota; Viridiplantae; Streptophyta; Klebsormidiophyceae; Klebsormidiales; Klebsormidiaceae. The record is from the annotation of a GenBank genome assembly.
CUAGAGCCCAGGCCCCGGGCAUCCAUCAUUCCUCGGUGGAGGAGCACCUAGCUUCCUGCGCACUGAAGGAUUUCUAAUCAGACAGCUAGCCCCAUCGCGCUCCAGCGAUCCAUUUCGAUUGUGUGUGAGGUGCUGCCAGCUGAAUUAGGCAGAACAGUUUUCUAAAUGUAAAGAUUGAAUCCACCUGUUGUUAGGGGCAAACGCAGUUUCUUCUACGGGUUGAUUAGAAUGGCUGCCACCUCUUCGUGCCUCCGUGCUUCUUUGCAGCCCGGUUUUGUGGCGAAGCUGUCGCACUCAGAUGAGACUGCCACCUUGAAGUGGUCCAACAGCGCUUUGAAACAACAAUUACCCUCUCACUCUGUUCCACAUCUUGCACAGAGCCCGUCAUUUCAUGCUGCAGCUGUGGUUGAGAGUGGUUUCCCUCUUCAUCUGCUGAGCGCUCUGAAUAGCAGACGGUUGGCAUCUGUGAUUUGCAGAGCAACAGUGUCAGGCAGACAGGAAAGCGAGCAAAGCAGAGCAACUGCAAAAGGAGGCCCUGAGGAAGGUCCAGUUACACCCUUUCAUUUGGCAUUCCCAGUGAACGAUCUUGAGGCGACGCGCGAGUUCUAUGGGAGAAUCCUUGGCUGCCCUGAAGGCCGCAGCGCCAACACAUGGAUUGACUACAACUUGUUUGGUCAUCAGAUUGUCUGUCACUUGAUACCAGGCUACAAUGGAGCUUCUACAGCAAACCCUGUUGACGGCGAUCCGGUCCCCGUUCCGCACUUCGGCCUGGCCAUGACGCAAGACGACUUUCACUCGCUCGCGAGCCGCGUGCGGGAGGCGGGCAUCGAGUUCGUCAUCGAGCCACACAUCCGCUUCAAGGGGGCGCCAGGCGAGCAGUGGACCAUGUUCUUCAAGGAUCCCUCGGGCAACAGUCUGGAGUUCAAAGCGAUGACGAAUCCAAACAACCUUUUCGCGAAGUACAAGGUCGACAGUUGAUAUUGCUGGUCACUUCGCAGCACACAGUGCAGGAUUUACAUCGCAGUGAGGAGUCGAGAGGAAUUGAGAGAAGCGAAAGAAAUUCCCGCCCGUUUAUGAACAGGAUCUACACAAGGAGGCCAGUAAGUUAAAGAGGACCGCUUGUACAGCCCUGUCCUAGUAAUUCGUCUGUUUUCUUUUCAGUUAGGCCUUCGUAUCACCUACCAACGAGUCGAACCGGGAUCUUGUUCCAAGUGGUUGCAAAUCGAUCGGAGACUUUCACUACUAAGGCUCACAUGCUUUUGAGGCCGACAACAGCACUUUUGGCACAUCCGCAUGCAGCUCCGGAUAUCCUCAACCUCAGGUCAGCCAAGUGGUGGGUAGGGUAUCUGGGGUAGCUUGUAGGCACUGCGGUCUCAGGUUUAGAGCAUAGUCGAAUAUAAAAGUUGCAAAACGUACUUGAGUGAUUGUGCAACCACAUGGCCUGCCAUUGCCAUCAAUGUCGACGGGCCCCCAAGUCUUCUGACAACAACUUACACCGUUACCCUCUCAGCAAGCUUCUUUUCUUCGUAUUUGAUGCUCUAACUGGAAUCAUAAGCUAGGAAAUAAUUAAAAUAAGUUGAUGUGAAGUUGAUCAACAACUUCAGAGAGUCAGCAGGGAGCAUGAAGCAAAAGUUCAGCCAAUAUUGGCUUGCAGAUAUUGCCAGUCCUUCUGCACAGAAUACGUACCUACAUACGAACUUUGAAAAAUUCACUAGUGCUCGUGACUUCACGAGCUCGUC